AUCCUCGCUGUGAUGGCGGCUCGUGUGGACAUCGGCUUCUGGUUUCCAGCGUUAGCUCUGGGAGUUUCCUUCCUCAAAUGUCUCUUCAUCAACGCCUAUCAUUCCACAGACUUCGAGGUUCACAGGAACUGGUUGGCCAUCACUCACAGCCUGCCGGUGUCCAGGUGGUACCAUGAGAACACGUCAGAGUGGACUCUGGAUUACCCACCGCUGUUCGCCUGGUUCGAGUUCGGCCUGUCCCACGUGGCUCAGCACUUUGACAGGAACAUGUUGCAGGUGGAGAAUCUAAACUACGCCAGCCCGUCCACGGUGCUUUUCCAGAGGCUGUCGGUCAUUUUCACCGAUGUGGUUUUUAUCUACGCUGCCAAAGAGUGCUGCAGGUGCGUUCAGGAGCAGAAGGGCUCUCGGGACGUUUUGAACCGGCCGUCCUUCGUCCUGGCCGUGCUGCUGCUGUGGAACUUCGGCCUCCUCAUUGUCGACCAUAUUCACUUCCAGUACAACGGCUUCCUGUUUGGUGUCCUGCUGCUGUCGGUGGCGAAACACCUGCAGUCACAGCACCUGCAGGGGGCGCUGCUGUUCGCCAUCCUGCUCAACCUGAAGCACAUCUACCUGUACGUGGCUCCGGCCUACGGCAUCUACCUGCUGAGGAGCUACUGCUUCACUCAGGACAACAAAGACGGUUCUAUCAGGUGGAUGAGUUUCAGCCCGUUGCGCCUCCUGGCUCUGGGCAGCAUCGUGGUGUCGGUCUGCGCUCUGUCUUUCGGUCCAUUCAUCGCCAUGGGGCAGCUCCCUCAGGUCCUGUCCCGUCUAUUCCCCUUUAAACGAGGCCUCUGCCACGCCUACUGGGCACCCAACAUCUGGGCCCUCUACAACGUCCUGGACAAAGGCCUGGCGGUGCUCGGUGUUCGUCUGAAGCUGCUGGAGGAGGCGGAGCUUCCUCGAGCCUCCAUGACGGGCGGGUUGGUCCAAGAGUUUCAGCACUCGGUCCUCCUGUCUGUCUCUCCCUCCGCCACACUCGUCUGCACUUUGCUGUCCAUCCUGCCGGCGGUGGCGUCCAUCUGGCUUCGUCCUUGCGGUGCUCGUGGUUUCCUGCGCUGCCUGCUGCUCUGUGCUCUGGGCUCCUUCAUGUUCGGCUGGCACGUCCACGAGAAGGCCGUCCUCAUCGCCAUCCUGCCCCUCAGCAUCCUGGCGGUGGAGAGCAGAGAGGACGCCAGGAUCUUCCUGGUUCUGACCACCACGGGACAUUACUCGCUGUUCCCGCUGCUCUUCACCCCCACAGAGCGUCCUGUCAAAGUUUCUCUGAUGCUGAUGUUCACCAUCUUCUCCUUCACAGCUCUCAGGAAGCUCCACAGCGGUCAGGGCCCUCUGCUCCGUCCUCUGGAGGUCGUCUACCUGCUCGGCCUGGUCGUCGUGGCGAUCGCCUGCGAGGUGGUCUUCCCCCUGUCGCCGUGGCAACAGAGGCUGCCCUUCCUCCCCCUGCUGGCGACGUCGGUGUACUGCUCGGUGGGCGUCUGCUACUCCUUCCUGCGUCUGUACGUCAGGCUGCUGCAGCGGGACGACAAACCCAAGCAGCUGUGAGAUCCAGGCUUUUCCUUCAGGCCUCGCUGCAUCAGGGUCUCCCUCCCCGCCCUCCAGGGGCUCAUCAUGGCUGCUGUCCAAUCAUGUGAUCCUCACCGGGCCGAACUCGUCGCCUCCUGUGGGCCAAACAUCGCUGAUGAAAUAUCAGAACAUUCACCUGAAGGCAGCAGUGGUUUUCAUUGUGUCUGUCUGUGGUCAUUUUCUGUCCCUUAGUGGUUGUUUUACCUGACUCUUUUUGGUCAUUUUGUGUCACCUUGUGGUGAUUUUGUGUCUCUUUGUGGUAGAUUUGUGUUUCUGUGGUGGUUUUGCAUCGCUUUAUGAUUGUUUUGUGUAUUGUUGUUGCUGUUCUCUGCCUCUUUAUGGUGGUUUUGUGUCUCUUUGUGGUGGUUUUGGGUCUCUUUAAAGGUCAUUUUGUGUCUCUUCGUGGUCUUUUUGUCUCUUUAUGGUGGUUUUGUGUCUGUUUAACCGUGGAUUUGUAUCUCUUUGUGGUGUUUUUGUGUUUCAUCGUGGUUUUGUGUCUCUUUGUGGUGGUUUUUUGUGUCUUUAAGGUGGUUUUGUGUCUAUUUUAAGUUGAAUUUGUCUCUCUUUGUGGUCAUUUUGUGUGUCUUUCUGAUUGUUUUGCAUGACUGUUGAUCCUUUUGCAUCACUUUGUGGUUGUUUUGUGUCUCUGGUGUUUUUUGUGUCUCUUUGUGGUGUUUUUGUGUCUCUGUGUUAAUUUUGUGUCUCUUUGUGGUUGUUUUGCAUGACGGUUGAUCGUUUUGUGUCACUUUGUGGUGAUUGUGUGUUUCUUUGUGGUUGUUUUGUGUCUCUUUGUGAAGUUUUUUCUACUGGAUAUCAUUAUGAUGGAGAGUUUGUUCUUGUUGCACCGAUGAAAUCAAAGUGAAGAGGAAACAGAA
Molecule: messenger RNA, 2474 nt
Organism: Amphiprion ocellaris (clown anemonefish)
Lineage: Eukaryota; Metazoa; Chordata; Actinopteri; Pomacentridae
Gene: alg8
Product: ALG8 alpha-1,3-glucosyltransferase
Exons: 14
Coding region: 13-1578 (521 amino acids)
Biological process (GO): protein N-linked glycosylation
Cellular component (GO): endoplasmic reticulum membrane
Molecular function (GO): dolichyl pyrophosphate Glc1Man9GlcNAc2 alpha-1,3-glucosyltransferase activity
Source: RefSeq, a predicted model, not a curated record